Molecule: messenger RNA, 1394 nt
Organism: Homarus americanus (American lobster)
Lineage: Eukaryota; Metazoa; Arthropoda; Malacostraca; Decapoda; Nephropidae
Exons: 3
Coding region: 426-887 (153 amino acids)
Source: RefSeq, a predicted model, not a curated record
UACUACCACCACCACCACCUACCACAAUCACCACAUCCUCACUACCACCAUCCACCACACGAGGGUCUAUUAUACCACACACACUAAUAACUACAACCACACAACUACCAUCACUUGUUUACAAAGUUAUUAACACGAAAUACAUAAGUCCCUCAGGUAAAAACAACAUAGCUAUUGCCACAACACUUACCAAACACACACACUCAUCCAAACACACUCGCUUUACACACACCAAACACACACACUCAUCCAAACACACUCGCUCUACACACACCAAACACACACACUCAUCCAAACACACUCGCUCUACACACACCAAACACACACCCUCAUCCACACCCACUCUCUCUACACCCUCAUCUAAACACCCACCUAGAGACACACACGCCCUCACGCUGGCAGAAUUGGGGCAAAACAUCAAGAUUAUGAUGAAAACCAAACUGCCUCAGUUAAUGAACCCGGAAAUAACAGAGCUGCUGAAAAAACCAUACUUACUACGAACCCGGGUCGCCCAGCGUAAAUUAGGAGCCACUCUACAAGAGCCACUACCACCACCCUUGAACACCACCCGUCAGACUACCAUCACCACCUGUCCUCUCCUGCACCUACAGCAGCUUCUUGAACACCUGAGCAAGACACUGGGGUUCAUGCUGUCAAUGUUGCCUCAGUCACUCGAGGAACUGGAAGAAGCUAUGUGGAAUGAUCCUAUACAGUAUAAUUUCUUCAGAGAGGAUGGUCGAGUUAUCUUAGACGUCAACAACUGUGUAGAGUGUUACGCUAAGGACCCAACUGGUAAAUGCCGAGAGCUCUUUUUCUGUAAGGGGGGCGAGACGGUAUACAGAUCUAUGUUUGCCCAAGCUGACCGAAUAAGACGAAUGAAUGGGUAGUGACUCACCUGAAUGUUGUGAGGUAUAGUCAAGUCUCAAACUAAACUUGAUCAUCGUUCUAUGCCCUGUCUGUUGUGUUGUCUAUGUCAGUGUGAUGAUCGCUAUGCUACACCUCAAUUGUUUAUUUCUGUAUAUCGUAAACAACACAGUGCGCACCUCAUCUGUCUGUCUCCUCACUUGGAUAAACACCGUCGAACACAGCUCUCCCGUCUCCUACACCGUCGAACACAGCUCUCCCGUCUCCUACACCGUCGAACACAGCUCUCCCGUCUCCUACACCGUCGAACACAGCUCUCCCGUCUCCUACACCGUCGAACACAGCUCUCCCGUCUCCUACACCGUCUUACAACUGUCUAUCCGUCAACGCUAGACAGAUAUUGUAUCCUCAAGCCAUUGAUGUUUGGCGAGACUGUCAACAGCUAACAUCGUCAUCAAUAUUCUUCUCUAUGUUUAUAAUUUAUUUUCUUUAUGUCUAUUGUUAAUAAACAUUCAUAAAGGAAAAAAAUA